AGUAACCAUUAGCAACGAAGAAGAAGCUAUUGAGCUAACGUAGUGAUAGUUUAGCUUUAAAUUAUGCUGUGAGAAAAUUGCCAGUAUGGAUAAAAAGAAGAAACCCCUUGAAGUAGCAGCGUCAACUCUGGUUGACCUUAAAGCUGAACUGUACAGGAAGCAGGAACAGUUUAAACGGGAGAAACUCGGACAGGAAAAUGCCGAAGCUGGACUAAAAACCAAACUAAACUCCAAGAAGCCCAAUAUUUGGAGUAAACAAAACGCUGGAGUUUCAGCUCGAGCUGCCAAAGAUGCAGAGCAGCUGUCGGAGGAACAAGUCACUCUGGACACAGCCAGGCGCAAACUGGAGGAGAAGGCCAGACUCUAUGAGCAGAUGACAAAAGGAGACUUCCCAGAUGAAGAGACGGAGGGACUUUACCUUGUUGACUUCACCCAGAAGAUAAUUGACAAGAAGAGAGAAACAUUUGCACAGAAAGAGAAGGAGGAGGAAGAAAAGGCCUGUUUGUCUCCCAUCCCUCCUCCUCAGAAUCCAGAUGAGGAAUGGGUGGAUUAUGUGGAUGCUUUGGGCCGGUCUCGAAGAUGCAUGAAAAAAGAUCUGCCAAGUUUCAUGAAAAUGGACCAGGACCUUAAUGGAAAGGGAACAGUCUCCAGUGAUAAGACGUUACUCUCAGAGGACAUGCGUCGAGAGCUGCAGAGGCAGGAGUGGGAGAGGGAGGAGGAGGAGGCCAUGAAGAGGCCGGUCGGACCGAUCCACUACGAGGACAUUAGAGCACAAGAGGCGAGAGAGCUUGGUGUGGGAUACUUUGCUUUCUCUCAGGAUCAAGAACAGCGCAGAAAGCAAAGAGAAACUCUGGACAUGCUCAGAGACCAGACCACAGAUCAGCGGACUAAAAGAGAACGACUGAAAGAGAAGAGGCAGGCCAUGCUGCGGGCUCGACUGGCCAAGGUUAGGCAGAGGAAGAAGAAGGCUAAGAUGGAUGGCACUGAGGAAGAGGAGAAAGAAGAAGAAAAUCAAGGAGAGGAAGGGGAGGAUGAAGAAGUUGGACCUUUCCCUCCAUCAGAUGUGCCACCAGAGGUCAGCACUCUAAAGAAGGUGGAAGUGGAGAUUCAGGAGAGAAGGGAUACCAAACCUGGAGUUCCCCAUGUCAGAGAAUGGGACAGAGGCAAAGAAUUCAUGUUUAGUGAGUGGAAAAAUCGACUUCGAGAGGAGCGAGAGUCGGAGUUUGCCCCUCCCUCUGCAUACUUCAGUGAAGACAGAAGACCAAAACUGGGAAAUACUAAAAGUCAGCAGAAUAAAUCCAACAUGCUCUUUAAAUCAACUAAAUAUCCUGAAGAGGUCACUAAAAGUGAGACCAAACCAGAGCCUCCAGUUGUGUCUUCACCUCCUCAGCCUCAGCAGGAGGAUCCCCCUGCAUAUUUUCAGUCUCCACCACCCACUCCUGCAGGGAGCUCCUCGUCUUCAGCUCCACCGUUUAUUCCCCAGUACCCACCACCGCCACCUUUCUAUCCCCCGUUUCCCCCUCCUCCCUUUCAGUUUGCAGGACCGCCACAUUCCCAUCCUCCAUUCAUCCCACAGUACCAGUACCCGGCCCAGUAUGCUCCACAGGAGCCACCUCCUCCAGGAGAGGAGACUCAGACUCAGCAGCCUCCUGGAAGUGCUCCUCAGAGUUUAGAUGACAUGUUGUCCUUCUACAGGAACUCCACCUGAAGGCUUCUUUUAUGUAUAUAAUUACUGCAAUAGAAAACUGAGUCUACUUAAGAAU
Messenger RNA from Cyprinodon variegatus (sheepshead minnow), 1763 nucleotides. RefSeq names its product coiled-coil domain containing 174 (gene ccdc174). Gene Ontology annotation, cellular component: nucleus. NCBI's taxonomy places the organism in Eukaryota, Metazoa, Chordata, Actinopteri, Cyprinodontiformes, Cyprinodontidae. The transcript has 11 exons. The record is from RefSeq and is a predicted model, not a curated record. The coding region runs from base 86 to 1708 and encodes 540 amino acids.